This is a messenger RNA of Vicia villosa (hairy vetch), 732 nucleotides long. RefSeq lists its product as uncharacterized. The transcript has 2 exons. The record is from RefSeq and is a predicted model, not a curated record. The coding region runs from base 1 to 732 and encodes 243 amino acids. Lineage: Eukaryota; Viridiplantae; Streptophyta; Magnoliopsida; Fabales; Fabaceae.
AUGGGGGUAAUAGUAGAACAACAUGGAAUUCAUCAUGAAAACCUUGAACAACCACCCAGGAGAGUAAUGAUGGUGAAUAGAAAUCAGGAUACAGACGAAGUAGUCCAUAGGGUUAUGCAAGAUAAUGUGUUGGUGGAGAACAAUUUAACCACCAUGAUCGAAAGGAUCAUGGCACAAAAUGGCUUAAACACAGGCCUUAGGAGGCCAAAUUAUACUUCCCCUCUGACAGAAUAUGUUCCGCAGUUUGAAUUACCAAGGGGUUGUAAAGUCCCCAGAUUUACAAAAUUCUCAAGAGACACUAGUGAAUUUACUGUUGAACAUGUAGAAAGAUAUUUGAUUGAGGCAGGGGAUUUGACAGAUAAUGCAUGGCCUCGAUUGGAGAGAUUGAUCCAUGAACAAUUCUACAUGGGACAAGCCAAAAUAAGUCUCAAAGAAUUAUCUAGCAUUAAGAGAAAAUUCACUGAGCCAAUAGAUGACUAUUUAAAUAGGUUCCGUCUAUUGAAAUCCAGAUGCUUUACAGUAGUGCCUGAACACAAACUAGUAGAAAUGGCUGCUAGUGGGCUAGAUUUUUUUAUUCAAAAGAAACUAGAUACCCAAUAUCUUAAAGAUAUGGCCCAAUUAGCAGAUAGAGUUCGACAAGUCAAACGAUUGAAAGCUGAAAAGGCUAGAGCAAACAAGAAUUAUAAAAAAGAAAGGGUAGCUUAUGUCGAGGCUGAAGAAGAAGAAACAUAA